This is a messenger RNA of Cuscuta epithymum, 1819 nucleotides long. The record is from the annotation of a GenBank genome assembly. NCBI's taxonomy places the organism in Eukaryota, Viridiplantae, Streptophyta, Magnoliopsida, Solanales, Convolvulaceae.
GGCAUCCGAGCCCCAUUACUUUGUGAUUCUAUCUUUACUUUUCUUCCUUCCUUGUAUAUUCUCUUAAGUUCCCAUUCUCUCUCGAUCCCUUGUUUAUUACUAAUAGGCUUGUAUGGCUUGGAAAAAGUAAUCAUUCUCCAUAAAGAUAUCUCUUUGGCAUCUGGGGUUGCUUUCAUUUCCUCUUUUCGAUCUCCACUUCCCUUUAAUCUCCCUUCUGCCCAUCUUUCUUUUUGUAUGUAUUUGUCAUUCUUCUCUUAAAAAAGUUACCUUUUGCACACAGUUUUCUCUUUUCACCUUCUCUUCGUCUUAUUCUUCUUUUUUCUACCACCACCAUCAUUUCUGCCAUGUUGUGUAUUUGAUUCUUUGCAACUUCAUUUUAUGGUUGGAGAGCAUCUUUUGGAAAAAGCCUUCACUUUUGUACUUUGAUACAGAAAAGAGCUUUUACUUAUUUGAAAGGUUGAUUUUGUUCCUUUGAGAAUCUUGUUUUUCGUCUCUGAGUUAUGUGGAGGAAAAGUGUCUUUCAGGAAAUUUGAAGGACUGUUUAUCUGGUGAAUCAUUGGUCUAUAAAUUAGAAGUUGCUCACCAAGGAUGGGUGACCACUUUGUUUUUCUGGUUGAUCAUCUGCUCACAGAAUCAACUCUGGAGGCUGCAAUUCAAAGCAGGAACCCGAAACAGGCGGUUCGGUCUGCGGUGGAGGAGGACACAAGACGGGCAUGCUUGGAUUCCGUAGCGGGCAUGCCGCUAAGGAAGAUAGUAGAGUGCAGGAUUUGUCAAGAUGAAGAUUUGGCUUCAAAUAUGGAGACUCCUUGUUCUUGCUGUGGUAGCUUGAAGUAUGCACAUAGGGACUGCGUACAAAGGUGGUGCAAUGAGAAAGGUGACACAGUGUGUGAGAUAUGCCGACAGAAUUUCCAGCCUUGUUAUACAGCACCGCCUCCUCAGUUCCGCCCUCGGAAUCUGCCUACAAGCUCAAGGGGAAAUUGGGGAAUUAUUACUAGAAGAGAGUUGAGUAAUCGUCAUCUGGUCGCAGUGGUUCCAAGUGAUCAGAAUUUCUCCAAUUCUGCCUAUGAUGAUUAUGCAAUCUCUUCAUCGAGAAGCAUAUCAUGUUGCCGUUCAAUUGCCAUUAUAUGUGUGAUUCUUCUGGUAUUAAGGCACACUCUUCCAAUCAUAGUUAGUCAAGAAGGGGACUAUUCCUCCCCUUUGGUAAUGUUGCUGCUUCUAAGAAUCGCUGGGAUUGUUCUCCCCGUCUACAUUUUAUUCAAAGCAGCGACUUCUUAUCUCCACCACAUUUAUCAUCAGGCUAGUAUGCCCAUUUCUCCUGAUGAAGAAGCUGGAUACUACUAGCUGGUGGGUGUGUGAUCAAUAUUCAUCAACCCUCUUCCUGUAUAGCUAAUCAUUUCUACUGAAACAAGCCAGCUUCCCGCUAUUGCACUGAAAUGUUUAUCUGCUAUCAAUCAUUACUCAGCAGCGCUCUCUUGGACAAUAUAUGGCUUUGGGGUAGAAAUUUGUUCUUCAAAGUGGGAAGCAUGACUACUAUAGAUGAAACAGCAGGUUUAUGUGUCAGAAAUGGAGAAGUCUAUUUAUAGAUCAGAUCGUAUCAGAAGGAAAAAAUAAGUAAGAAUAGGUGGAUGAUGGGUCCUAGGUGUCGUAAAAUGGUGAUGCAGAAAUGUACAGCCUAGCAUAGGUGCUAAAUCAUACGUAUUCUUUUGUAUAUAAAACAAAGCAUAUCAAAUAUAUGGGCCAAAAGAAAUUGUUAUUUUAAUCCACUGAAUACCAAGCUAAUCAAACAUCAGAGGUGAGACCUUAAAGAACUCAAGUUUAG